AUGGAGCCGAUGUGGAACUCCUCCCACACACCUCCACAGCCCACAUCCAACAUGUCUGCCUCCUCUCUGCCCGAGGGCUGGGCUCUGUCCCAGUCGCUAGCCCUGCUGGCGAUGCUGCUCAUGGAUCUGCUGGCUGUGGUGGGUAACGUGGCUGUCAUGGCGGUCAUUGCCAAGGCCCCACAGCUCCACAAGUUUGCCUUCGUCUUCCACCUGUGUGUGGUGGACCUGCUGGCAGCCCUGGUGCUGAUGCCCCUUGGCAUGCUCUCAAGCCGAGCCUUCUUCGGGGAGGCCCUGUGCCGGAGCUACCUCUUUCUCAGCGUGUGCCUCGUCAGUGCUGCCAUCCUCUCCAUCUCCGUCAUAAACGUGGAGCGUUAUUACUACAUCAUACACCCGAUGCGCUAUGAAGUAAAGAUGACUGUUGGCCUGGUGGCUUCAGUGCUCGUGGGGAUAUGGGUCAAAGCUCUGGCCAUGUCUGCUCUGCCGCUGCUCGCUUGGUUCCUGCAAGGCGGAAGAACUCCUCUUCUGGAGAGCAGCGGGGUCGGGGGAGGAGGUGGCGGCGGCGUCCCAUCUCCCCCGGCUCAGGGUCACAGGCGCUGCUCGCUGCACUGGACAGGGGGAGGGUCGAACCGCUUGGCCUUCAUGGUCCUCUUCACGCUGGUGUAUUUCCUGUGUCCGCUGAUGGUCAUUCUGGUCGUGUACUGCAACAUGUUCAAGGUGGCCCGGGUAGCUGCCAUGCACCACGGCCCCCUGCCCACCUGGAUGGACACGCCGCGGCGCCAGCGGUCGGAGUCGCUCAGCAGCCGCUCCACGAUGGUUACCAGCUCCGGGACGGGGACCGGGACGGGCAGGGCGACUCCACAGCGCCCCUUUGGGGGAGGGAAGGCCGCAGCAGUGUUGGCAGCUGUGGGUGGGCAAUUCCUCUGCUGCUGGCUCCCCUACUUUACUUUCCACCUGUACUCAGCGCUGGCCGCCAGCCCUCCAGCCACACUGGCCUCUCUGGAGGAGGUGGUCACCUGGAUCGGCUACUUCUGCUUCACCUCCAACCCCUUUUUCUACGGCUGUCUCAACAGACAGAUCCGGGAGGAGCUGGGCAAGCACCUGCCUUGUUUGUUUCGUCGAGCAGGGGUUGAGGUGGAGGACAGGCUGCCCAGCCGGGAAGGAUCCAUAGAGGAGAAUUUCCUUCAGUUUCUUCAGGGCACCGGCUGCAACUUGGAUCCUCAGAACUCUCACAGCACUUCCAGUCCGAAGGGGGAGGCGUGCUGUCCCGUGGCUCAGCCCCAGCCAGCAGAGCCAGCGCAGCCCAUUCCCAUUGAUUUCCGUAUCCCUGGACAAAUUGCAGAGGAGACUUCAGAGUUUAUGGAGAUUGAACAGGCGAAAAACAACCAUAUAUAUACAGACAACUAA
This is a messenger RNA of Stegastes partitus (bicolor damselfish), 1404 nucleotides long. Its product is annotated as probable G-protein coupled receptor 61. The record is from RefSeq and is a predicted model, not a curated record. Gene Ontology annotation, biological process: G protein-coupled receptor signaling pathway. Bases 1 to 1404 code for a protein of 467 amino acids. The transcript has a single exon. Gene Ontology annotation, molecular function: G protein-coupled receptor activity. NCBI's taxonomy places the organism in Eukaryota, Metazoa, Chordata, Actinopteri, Pomacentridae. Gene Ontology annotation, cellular component: plasma membrane; endosome; signaling receptor complex.